CGUACUUUCUACGCGGACCUAGUGACGCUUUGACGCCUUCACGGACCUCAGUCUCCUUUGAGAUCUCGACGCUCCUAUAUUAUGCCAUGACUAGUGAUGCGCCUCUCAGUUUCAACCAGGCCGUGAGAGGAAUCUCGGAGUUCAUCGAAGUUGCAAUUCAUAACAUCUUGUAUGUACGUCAAGUAUACCCCGCCGAUGUCUUCAUUCGUCGCAAGAAAUACAAUCUGCCGGUGUUUCAGUCCCGCCAUCCUGGUCUGAAUGACUACAUAUCAGGGGCCGUCAAAGCUGUUUCCGAUGAACUUGCUGUUGGUAAUGUGGAUAAAGUCAUUAUGGUUAUCAAGAACAAAGAAGAAGUCCCGCUUGAGCGAUACAUCUUUGCAAUUCAGAAUAUGAUUCAAGUAGAGCACUUCAACAAGGAAACGAGUGUCGAAGAAGCAAUGACGGCAUCUACGCUCGGGCAUUACUUCCGUUCUUUCCUCGUGAAGCUCUCUAUGAUUGAGUCCGAGCUCGGUCAAUACCCACUUCCCGAUGAUCUUUCAUUCGCGAUUAUUCUAGAGUUGAAGGACGAUAAGGCACCGACCGUGCCUCAGGGAAAGGAUCCUCCUCCGUGGGUACCGGCAUCGACUCAGCACACUACUGCGGGUGCGUCAGAAGGUGCGGAGCUACAUAUGCUCCGUGCAGUCGAUACUGGGAUCAUCAGCCUUUCGUUAGCAGUGCAAGAGUCUGAACAGAAAUUGGAAUUAGAGAAACAGAAAAACUCCAAAGGAAAGCAGAAGGCGACUUGACAGUCACCCCUGCAUCUAUAUAUACAAUUCAUAUUUAAAGGUAUUCGGGCAUGCUGUAGUCAAGACAUGUGAAGUUGAAGCGAUAACCACCCGAAAAUCCAAAGUCACUUCAUUGCACUACAAGUACACCACUAGCAGAAUGUAUUAAACUAUUAGACGUCCACACGUAUACGCUGAAUGAUAGGUAUUAUCCUGUCCCACUCGUCCAUCGCCUAUGACACGAA
Messenger RNA from Somion occarium, 1009 nucleotides. NCBI's taxonomy places the organism in Eukaryota, Fungi, Basidiomycota, Agaricomycetes, Polyporales, Cerrenaceae. The record is from the annotation of a GenBank genome assembly.